UUCACCUCUUUCCCCUUCCAAACUCACUAUAUAAAACUCCUCUAUUUAUCCCCAUUUUCUCUCCUUCCCUUUCCUUCCUCCAUUCCAAUCCACCAUCCUCUUUCUCUCUCCUCAAACCCACCAAAAAUGGGAGUACCACAAGAACACACCACACCCACAACCGCAGCAACAACAACAGCAACACCAACACCCUGUGAUUUCUGCAAUGAAGACACAAGCAUACUCUAUUGUAGUGCAGACGAAGCAAAACUUUGUUUACUCUGCGACCAACUUGUCCACUCCGCCAAUUCUCUAUCUCAAAAACACCUCCGAUCUCCACUUUGCGACACUUGCGGAUCUCAACCCGCUACUAUUCAUUGCUUCUCUCACACUCUUUUUUUAUGCCACCAGUGCGACUAUAAUCUCCACAACAACAACAACAACUUCACCACUUCCCACCACCAUCGCUCAUCUAUCCAUCCUUUAUCUGGAUGUCCUACUCCUCAUAACAUUUCAUCGUUCCUCGGAAUUGAUCUCGCGACCUUCAAUAAAACACCCGACUCCUUGUCGGAUUUAAUGGUCCCUGGUCAUCAUAAUAAUAACAAUGUAGGCCCCACUCUUUAUCCGUGGGGCCUCCAUGAUGACGACUAUGAUAAUAACAAUAAUAAUAACAACAACAAUAACAACAAAUGCUGUAACGGUAAAAAACAGCAAGCGCUAGUUAAGCAGCUGUCGCAGAUGUUGCAGAUGUCGCAGAUGCAGAAGAAAUGCGAUACUAAUAAUAAUACUAAUAAUAACAAUGGAGGAGGAGAUGAAGGGAGAGAGAAUUCUAUCGUUCCUGAUGACGACGACAUUAUUUUUGAGUUACAUAAUCAUAAUAAUAAUGUUACUUCUAAUUACAAUACUAUUUAUGAUGAUUAUCAAAAUCAAUCUAUUCUAUUUCAAUGCUUGUAUCAACAACAACAACAAGAGGAAAAAGAAGAAGAAGAAGUGAAUUUCUCGAGUUUCAUGAGUUUGACUGUGCCAAAUAAUAAUAAUAAUAACAACAACAACAUGAAUAACGUGGUUGGUCCUCCUUCAGCUGCUAAUGUUAUGUGGGAUUCUAGUCCUCCUAAUCCUACUAUACAGAUUUGGGAUUUCAACUCAGGAAGAAUGAGGGAUCAAGACGAAUCCGGAAAGUUGGAUGUCAGUUACCCUGAAAAUGAUGUAGGGUUUAUCAUCAACAGUUACAGCUCGCUUAUACAAGAUACUGGGUUGGCAAGUUCAAAGGUGUUGGGGGAAAUGUAUGACAUGAAUUCUUCCAACACACAAGAGGACAUUGGAAUUUUUAAUAGUAACAUUCAAAACCCAGCAGCAAGCCAGGGUCCAGCAACAUCUGAGAGCAACAACAUGCCUGUAAUUAGGCCAGCUUCCAACUCCGUUUUUGGUAAACCGAAAAGUCUUGGCUCCUCAGAUAUUCAUUUUAUGGAGCAAUCUCUAUUUCUAGGAGGCGAGCAUGCACUAUCUGCAGUCAGAACAAAGGCUGACAUCGAGAUGCUGGCACAAAAUAGAGGCAAUGCAAUGCAACGUUACAAGGAGAAGAAGAAGACAAGAAGAUAUGAGAAGCAUAUACGUUAUGAGUCGAGGAAAGCAAGGGCUGAUACUCGAAAGAGAGUGAAAGGAAGAUUUGUGAAGAUCAAUGAAUCUUCAUCUGGUUGAAUAAUGUAUGGUCAUCAAAUUCAUGCUGUGUAAAUAUUUUGAUUUGCAGCCGAGUUUUGUUUUUUUCGAAUCAGUUUUGUCUAUUACAUUGUUUCUACCAGUUUGUUGCUCCUAGUGUAGAUUGGUAACUUGAGAAUGUGAUUUUUUGGUUCUUGUAACUCCCAUACCUAGCUAUGUAUCAGCUGUAAAUUUUUAAUAAACUACAGAAAAAAGAAUGAGAAAGUAAUAAUCCAAGCUAUUUUUGUUAAAUGGUUUGGAAGACAAAAAUUCAGGAAAA
Beta vulgaris subsp. vulgaris (sugar beet) is the source of this 1954-nucleotide messenger RNA. Its product is annotated as zinc finger protein CONSTANS-LIKE 15. The coding region runs from base 127 to 1677 and encodes 516 amino acids. The transcript has 4 exons. NCBI's taxonomy places the organism in Eukaryota, Viridiplantae, Streptophyta, Magnoliopsida, Caryophyllales, Amaranthaceae. The record is from RefSeq and is a predicted model, not a curated record. Gene Ontology annotation, molecular function: zinc ion binding; protein binding.